AUGUGUGGGUGGGAUUUAUUCAUAGCAAGGAAAAUUACGAGUUUCGCGGAUAUAGGAUUUUACAUAAGUUCGCCAUGCACACGCACUAGAGCCACAAAUCGAGAUCGGAUUGAUCGAUCCGGAACUCCGAAUAUCGGAAGCACAAAGAGGACGGCCGACUGCCCCAUGUGUGCGUGCGCGAGUGUGUGAGUGUUUGAGUAUGUGCGUGUGCGUGUGCGUGUGAAUGAAAAACCAUCAACUGUGAAAAUAUAACCAAAAAUAAGUCCGAGGCACACGGUUGCAGGCGAGGAUUACCAGUCCCCCCAGAUAAGCCCCGGAGGAGCAGCAGGUUUCCCCUUUAGAGCCAACCCCGUCGCUUUUCAGAAUGGCGGAUGCCCAGGCAGCGGCGGCCGGAAAAAAGAAGUACAAGAACAAAAAGAGCUCGGCAGAGAAGAACCCCAAUCCAAAUCCGAAUCCCAGUGGCCAGGUGGAGGCACAGACACCCAGCAAUGGACACCAGCACCAAGAGGAGGAGGCGACGGAAGACCAGGAGCCAGCGCAGGAACUCAGGGGCCUGCUUAAGAAGAUGCACCUUUGCAAUGGCCAUGGUCACAAGGAGCAGGAGGCUCGGCCGCUUGUGGAGGUCGUCAAUGGCCAUGCACAUGGGCACAGCAACAACAAUCACAUUCGCUGCACUAGCGGCAGCAGCAACAACAACAACAGCACACACAACAACAACAGCGUAGACAGUAGCAACAACAACCGUAAGCAGCGAAGAGAAGGAAGCGGUGGCGGAGGAUCGGAUUCGAACGCCCUCAAUGCGGAGGAGAAGCCCAUAACAGCCACAAGCAAAACCACUGCCAACAUGCACCCAACCAUAACGACGGCCCCAAAACCAAAAGUGUCGGAGGAGGCAGCUGUGGAACAAGGAGUGCAGGUGGCGACGGGGAGCAGCCACAGUCGGGAGCAGGAGAAUAAGCAGUUGCCCUCCGACUACGCAGAGAGGGCCACGCCCACUAUUACAGCACAGCUCCAGCUGCCGGAACCUGCCAUUUCAGCCGACGAGAUCGUGUAUAAGGAAUACGAGGCUGAACACCAAAUGCAUGACAUCAUGCGACUGAUUCAGGCGGAGCUGUCCGAGCCGUACUCGAUAUACACGUACCGCUACUUCAUCUACAAUUGGCCAAAACUCUGCUUCCUCGCCUCGCACGACAAUCAGUACGUGGGCGCCAUCGUGUGCAAGCUGGACAUGCACAUGAACGUGCGGCGCGGCUACAUCGCCAUGCUGGCCGUGCGCAAGGAGUAUCGCAAGCUCAAGAUCGGCACCACGCUGGUCACCAAGGCCAUAGAGGCAAUGCUGGCCGACAAUGCCGACGAGGUGGUGCUGGAGACAGAGAUGCGGAACCAGCCGGCUUUGCGGCUCUACGAGAACUUGGGCUUCGUGCGAGAUAAGCGGCUGUUCCGCUACUAUCUUAACGGAGUGGACGCGCUGCGGCUGAAGCUCUGGUUUAGAUGAGUGGACCCGGCGGCUGCCGUUGAAAUUGUUGUCUAAGUAGCCGCCGAAGAUGUCGAGAUCUGCGCUCUGCGGAGGCCCAGGGCGCUCCGCUCGUUCUGGGUCCUGGCCAGCUGGCAGCUUGUAUCGGCGCCCUGUUUUUUGUACCUAUUUAACUAGGAAGCAUCGUAGCAUCAGUUUAUUUUCUCCCAAACUCACCCCGUCCCUUGUCUCUCUUUCAUUUGUAAAUUAUUUUAUUAUGUAGCAGCAGCAGUACGAGCAACAUCUGCAGGAGCAGCACGAGCAGCACACAACGGACCCGAAAUUUGGUUAAUUUUACAGGAGGCAAUUUUGUAUGCAAUACGUGAUUUACAUGCAUAAAACUAAGCAAGCAAUUAGUUAUGUACAUUAAACAAUCUACAAAAACCAAUCUAGGGAAUAGACAACAACUUGAAGCAGCAGCACAGCACACGCUCAUCGACGCCCAUUUACAAAGCUAUAAACAUAGUAUCAAAUUUUGUAAAAAGAUCGAUCAAAGCGAUGAUCACGCAAGUCGAACGAUAAACACGAUCAUGUAUAUCAAAAUGAACGCAAUUGGAACCAAGAGCUGAGAACAGACACAUAAAAAUGCAGUCACAUAUGCAUACUUGUAUACAAACCUUCAAUGGGUUGAUGGCGGUGGUCCUCACGGCUAAGCAAACUCGCCAUCUGGUCUUAAGUAACCUCUCUGUGCUCUCCAGAAACACGUAACACGUAGCGAUAAGGAAAAGAUGUGGUGGAUCCCGAGUAACAUUGAAAGAACGCAAUAAAAUCUUCAACAAAUACGAAAA
Molecule: messenger RNA, 2301 nt
Organism: Drosophila sechellia
Lineage: Eukaryota; Metazoa; Arthropoda; Insecta; Diptera; Drosophilidae
Gene: Naa30A
Product: N(alpha)-acetyltransferase 30 A
Exons: 3
Coding region: 365-1495 (376 amino acids)
Biological process (GO): N-terminal peptidyl-methionine acetylation
Cellular component (GO): NatC complex
Molecular function (GO): protein-N-terminal amino-acid acetyltransferase activity
Source: RefSeq, a predicted model, not a curated record